Molecule: messenger RNA, 702 nt
Organism: Trichoderma citrinoviride
Lineage: Eukaryota; Fungi; Ascomycota; Sordariomycetes; Hypocreales; Hypocreaceae
Product: DUF1771-domain-containing protein
Exons: 3
Coding region: 1-702 (233 amino acids)
Source: RefSeq, a predicted model, not a curated record
AUGGCGAUUCCUAUGACGCGGCUGGGCAAUCGCGCCUUCCACGAGGACAAUGAAGACGUAGAGCGCGAGUACGACCGCCUGCGCGAUCUGGCCCGAGCCGAAGCCAACAAGCGCAACGAUUGCUUCGAGCGAAGCCGCCGCGCGUACGAAGAUGGCGACGGCGCCAGGGCCAAGGAGCUCUCCAACGAGGGCAAGGCGCACGACGCCAAGAUGCGCGAGUACAACCGCCAGGCGUCCGAGUACAUCUUCCGCGAGAACAACGCGCCGGGCCGCGUCGAGCCCGACUGCAUCGACCUGCACGGCCAGUUUGUCGAGGAGGCGGAGCGCAUCCUCGAGCAGCGCAUCCGCGCGGACCAGGCCCGCGGGCAGACGCACCUGCACGCCAUCGUCGGCCGCGGCAACCACUCGGCCAACCACGUCCAGAAGCUCAAGCCCAAGGUGGAGGAGCUGUGCCGCGAGCUGGGGCUGAGGUACAGCGUCGAGGACAACGAGGGCAGGAUAUACAUUAAUCUGCAGGGAGGCGAGCCGGUCCCGCCUCCUUCGCGGCCGCCGCAGCAUGGUGGUGGACAGCAUCGGCCUCCCCAGCAUCGGCCUCCCCAGCACCAGCCUCCGCAGGAGGAGUAUCCCCCGGAGGAGGAGGAGGAGGGUCUUCUUCCUCUGCUGCUGCGGAAGCUGGAGAAGGCUUGCUGUGCGGUCAUGUAG